This is a messenger RNA of Hibiscus syriacus, 1569 nucleotides long. RefSeq names its product nipped-B-like protein B. The transcript has 2 exons. The record is from RefSeq and is a predicted model, not a curated record. The coding region runs from base 419 to 1558 and encodes 379 amino acids. NCBI's taxonomy places the organism in Eukaryota, Viridiplantae, Streptophyta, Magnoliopsida, Malvales, Malvaceae.
UUCUCUUCUUCAAAAUCACAUAAUCUUUUAUCAUUUAUCCCCAAAACGCCCCCAUCUUCCUCCUUGAAACUCAAAUCCCUAUUUCACCCUAACCUCGUAAUUUCCCCCUUAUCGAUCUCAUUAUCUUAACCGCCUUCCGCCUCCACUCACCUCUAAUCUUCGCCGUGAGAGGUACCGCCGCCUUCAUUUCUUUUCCGCUCAACUAGGGUUUCCACCGUCAUUUUUGUCCGUUUUUUUCCCGAGAAUCGACGUUAGUAUCGUAAAAGAUUCGAUUUUAGUAUCGUGAAAGAUUCGAUUUUAGGGUUUUCAUAUUGAAUGUUGAUUUGAGAUUGGUGUUUCGUUUUUUUUUAUUUGGAGGGUUUUUAAUUUUUCCGGUUAGGAUUUUUUGAUUUUGAGUUCUCCUAGUUGUGCUCCGGUGAUGCCGCGAAGUUCAAGGCAUAAAUCUAACAAGCAUAGUUCUAGGGAUGUUAGGGACUACUCGGAUUCGGAGAGAGGUACGUGCUUAAAGGAGAAGGAAAAAAAGACGAAGGAGGAGAGCAAGCCUGGAUCCGGUGAGAAGAGAAAGCUUGACUCCAAGGACACUUGGGUUUCGGGGAAUGGAGAUUAUGUGGAGGAGUACAGUUCCUCAAAGCGCCGCAAAGAAAAAGUGGAUGAUGGAGCAAUCGACAGGUGGAAUGGCGGUGAAGACGACGGUAAAGGAGAGAAGAAGUCUAGGGUUUCAAGUGAAUCCAAGAGUAAGAAACGAGAGGAUGCCGAAGGAGAGGAUGCAAACAGGAUUAGAAAUUUGGAUGUACCAGAUCGGUUGCAAAGUCCUGAAUCAGAGAGCCAGCUUGAGAGACGACUUAGGAAAAGGAGAGAUGCUUCUGGUGACGGGGAUAAGUGUCUGGAAGAUAAUGGAGAUAACUUGGACAAGCAGUUGUCUAUGAACAAUUAUACUGGCAAAGACGGCAGAGCAAAAGAUGAGAAACAUAAGGAUGAAAGAUACAAGGACAAGUAUCAAGAAGAAAUGGACCAUGAAGACAAGUGGCAAGAUGAUAAAUUGAAAGAUGAUCGACCAGCAAUUGAUCAAGCUAAUUGUAAGUCUAGUGAGAAGCUUUUAAGGGAUGGAAAAGAUGAUGUGAAAGUUCGGCAGAAGAAGUCCAAGGCUCAUGAUAGUGACUUUGAGCAUGAUCGUGACCAUGAUAAAGACCGUGACCGUGAUAGAGAUCGUGAUCGUUAUAGGGAGCGGGAGCGGGAGCGGGAUCGCGAUCGAGAGCGUGAACGUUAUCGUGAUCUUGAUCGUGACCAUUAUCGAGAACGUGACCGAAGCCGAGAUCAUGACCACGAUCGUGAUUAUGAUUAUCAAUGGGAUCGUGACCGAGAUCUUGAUCGAGAACGUGAACGUGAUCGCCGUUAUAGUGAUCGGGACAAGGAUAGAGAUCGGGACCGUGAUGAGUUACAUGAUGAACGGAGGAGUGCUAGAUGCAAAGAUAGUAAGGGAAGGAAGCGAUCUCCUGAUGAUCGAGAUGCUGGUAAUGAUACAAAGUCUAGAGGUGCAAAAUACACUAUUCUGACAUAGAAAUAAAUCGA